AUGGCGAAGUUGAGACUAAAAGUGAAGGAAUUGGAAUCUGCAGUCAACUCUGUCACCGCGGAGAAUGGUCAAUUAAAGAACAGACUAGAAGAGGUAGAUGAAGACCGCUCUUGGUUAAGAAGGAAAGUGGUAGAGCUGGAGGACAGAUCUCGUAGAUAUAACCUGCGGCUAGUAGGGUUCCCAGAAGGGGCAGAACAGGAUAACUCGUCGAAUUUCAUUCAGAAAUGGCUGGUAGAGAGUCUGGGACCAGACUAUGAUGUGUCUACCUUCUGUGAAGACUGCAUAAAAGGCUCCCAAGGUCAUCUAAUUCUAUCUCCUUUUUAUGAAAUAGAAGCUACUCAAUCACAAAUUAGCAUUAAUAGAACUGGACAUAAUCUGGGUGAGAUGUCUGUAAAUUCUGAAUAUGGGAAAGAUUUUGAAAAUAAUGCUAAUCUUUCUGUGCACAAAGAAAUUCAGAAAGAUGAAUGGUUAUUUUUAUGUUCUGAAAGAGAGAAAACUUUCAAUGUGAUAUCAAGUGUUGCUGAAAAUCAGAGAAAUUUCACAGGAGAGAAGACAUAUUCAUGUUCAGAAUGUGGGAAGUAUUUAAGUAAGAAUUCAAGUCUUGGGUUGCAUCAGAGAAUUCACACAGGAGUGAAGCCAUUUUCAUGUCCUGAAUGUGGCAAAUAUUUCAAUGAGAAAUCAAGAUUUGUGAAACAUCAAAGAAUUUCCACAGGAGCAAAGCCAUUUUCAUGUCCUGAAUGUAGGAUGUCAUUUAAACGUAAACAUAAUCUUGAGACUCAUCUGAGAAUUCACACAGGAGAGAAGCCAUUUUCAUGUUCUGAAUGUGGGAAGUGUUUUAGGGAUAAAUCAAGUUUUGAGAUACAUCAGAGAACUCACACAGGAGAGAAGACAUUUUCAUGCCCUGAAUGUGGGAAAUGUUUUAAUCGGAAAUCAUAUCUUAAUGCACAUCUGAGAGCUCACACAGGAGAGAAGCCAUAUGCAUGUUCUGAAUGUGGGAAGUGUUUUAGAGAUAAAUCAAGUUUUGUGAUACAUCAGAGAACUCACACAGGGGAGAAGCCAUUUUCAUGCCCUGAAUGUGGGAAAUGUUUUAAUCGGAAAGUAUUUCUUAAUGCACAUCUGAGAGCUCACACAGGAGAGAAGCCAUAUGCAUGUUCUGAAUGUGGGAAGUGUUUUAGUGAUAAAUCAAGUUUUGAGAUACAUCAGAGAACUCACACAGGGGAGAAGCCAUUUUCAUGCCCUGAAUGUGGGAAAUGUUUUAAUCGAAAAGCAUAUCUUAAUGCACAUCUGAGAGCUCACACAGGAGAGAAGCCAUAUUUAUGUCCUGAAUGUGGGAAAGGUUUUAAUCAGAAAGCAUAUCUUAAUACACAUCUGAGAGCUCACACAGGAGAGAAGCCAUAUUCAUGUUCUGAAUUCGGCUCGGCUCCACUUUUCAGGGAGGACAAGCUUCUAGAGGUAAGUCAGCAGCUACUGCCCAGCCAAGAUGUGGAAGAGAGAUCCACUGCUUCCCCCAGUAGGCUGGCAAGUAGCAACAAUGAUGUUGCGAGUGGUCAGCCUCCACUGCAAGCACAAUUUGUAGUGCUCCUACAGCAUGCCACCUUUGCAGAGCACGCCGGUGUCACGGUGUUAUGCACCUCGUUUGCCUGUGUGAACGCUGUUACACUCCAUCAAGAAAUCGAAUCCUGGCUGUUUCCUUGCCAAGUGAAAAUGGUAGCCAUGUUCACCGACAACGGGAAGAACAUUGAGUUGGCGCUGAUUAACGAGGGCUGA
Bufo bufo (common toad) is the source of this 1767-nucleotide messenger RNA. RefSeq names its product oocyte zinc finger protein XlCOF22-like. The record is from RefSeq and is a predicted model, not a curated record. Bases 1 to 1767 code for a protein of 588 amino acids. The transcript has 4 exons. Lineage: Eukaryota; Metazoa; Chordata; Amphibia; Anura; Bufonidae.